This is a messenger RNA of Photinus pyralis (common eastern firefly), 2530 nucleotides long. Its product is annotated as gastrula zinc finger protein XlCGF57.1-like. Bases 214 to 2202 code for a protein of 662 amino acids. The transcript has 2 exons. The record is from RefSeq and is a predicted model, not a curated record. Gene Ontology annotation, molecular function: RNA polymerase II transcription regulatory region sequence-specific DNA binding; DNA-binding transcription factor activity, RNA polymerase II-specific. Gene Ontology annotation, cellular component: nucleus. NCBI's taxonomy places the organism in Eukaryota, Metazoa, Arthropoda, Insecta, Coleoptera, Lampyridae. Gene Ontology annotation, biological process: regulation of transcription by RNA polymerase II.
GAGGAGAAACCAGAAUUUGCUGGAAACAGUAUAAAAUCAAACCCAUAGAUACGCCACUGGAGAUCGACACUAAUAACUUCGCCUAUACGGGUAGUUGAGCUACAGCCCAGAGCUUUACUGUACCACGAGCUAUAAAUAGACUGGCUGGUAAGAAAGUUGUUCAAGUUGUAGUUGUAGCUUGUUUAAUAUAAAAGUACGUUACUGGUACUAGAUAUGAACGGAAAUGAUGUAUCACUUAUUAAAAUCGAACCAAAACAAGAAGAAGAAAUUCAUUCGGAUCUUGUAGGAAACAUUUUAGUGAACAACGAAGCAUUGGUUGCAAUAAAGGACGAAAUGACCAUUACUGCAGAGUGCUCCAAAUCGCUCGAUAAUGAAGGCGAUUGUGGUUGGAAUAUUAAAACUGAAAUAUACACGAAUGCCACUUCGGUCAAUACACAACGAAUAAACUGUGUAACAAAGAAGGAACAACAACUUCAACGUCAUAAGCGUAAUGUGCUACAUUGUUCUAGUUGUGAUUACCAGACAAAUAUCAAAUAUUGCUUUAAACAACACCUUUUAAAACAUACCCAUUCUAAAGUUUUUAAAUGUGCAACUUGUGAUUUCGAGACAAAUUACAAAUACUAUUUCAAACAACACCUUUUAAAACAUAAAGCUUCUAAAGAUUUUAAAUGUGGCAAUUGUGAUUACGAAACGAAUAACACAUACUGCUUUAAACAACAUGUUUUAAAACAUACCGAUUCUAAAGAUUUUAAAUGUGCUAUUUGUGAUUUCGAGACAAAUUACAAACCCAGCAUUAAACGACACCUUUUAAUACAUACCGAUUCUAAAGCUUUUAAAUGUGCUAAUUGCGAUUAUGAAACAAAUAACAAAUACUGCUUGACAAAACACCUUUUAAAACAUACCGAUUUUAAGGAUUUUAAAUGUGCUAUUUGCUAUUUCGAGACAAAUUACAAACCCAGCUUUAAACGACACCUUUUAAAACAUACCGAUUCUAAAGAUUUUAAAUGUGGUAAUUGUGAUUACAAAACAAAUAACAAAUACCACUUGAAACAACACCUUUUAAAACACACCCAUUCUAAAGUUUUUAAAUGUGCAACUUGUGAUUUCGAGACAAAUUACAAACACUAUUUCAAACAACACCUUUUAAAACAUAAAGCUUCUAAAGAUUUUAAAUGUGGCAAUUGUGAUUACGGAACAAAUAACAAAUACCACUUGAAACAACACCUUUUAAAACAUAUCAAUUCUAAAGUUUUUAAAUGUGCUAUUUGUGAUUUCGACACAAAUUACAAACCCAUUUUUAAACAACACCUUUUAAGACAUACCGCCUCUAAAGUUUUUAAAUGUGAUAUUUGUGAUUUCAAGACAAAUUACAAACCUAGCCUUACACAACACCUUUUAAAACAUACCGAUCCUAAAGUAUUUAAAUGUAAUCAUUGUGAUUUCGAGACAAGUAUCAAAUGCUACUUUAAACAACACCUCUUCAUACAUUCCAAUUCUAAAGAUUUUAAAUGUGUUAAAUGCAAUUUUGAGACACAUAACAAAACUUACUUUAAACAACACCUUUUAAAACAUACCGAUUCUAAAGAUUUAAAAUGUGGUAUGUGUAAUUACGAGACAUAUAACAAAAACCACUAUAAACGGCACCUUUUAAAACAUACCGAUUCUAUAGAUUUCAAAUGUGCUAAAUGUAAUUACGAGACAUAUAAGAAAAACAACUUUAAGCGGCACCUUUUAAAACAUACCACUUCUAAAUGUUUUAAAUGUUCUAAUUGUGAUUACAAGACAAGUAACAAAUUGUACUUAAAACGACACGUUUUAAAACAUUCAGUUUCUAAAGGAUAUAAAUGUGUUAGUUGUGAUUACGAGACUAGUAAUAAACGCUACUUUGAACAACACCUUUUAAAACAUAAAGUGUCGAAAGACUUUAAAUGUGCUAAUUGUGACUACCAGACUAGUAACAAGUACUAUUUUAAUCGACACCUUUUAAAACACACCGAUUUCAAAGAUUUGAAAUGUGCCAAUUGUGAUUAUGAGACAAAUAACAAACGCUACUUUAAACAACACGUUUCGAAACAUAAAGUUUCUAAAGAUUUUAAAUGUGCUCAUUGCAAUUAUGAGACACAUAAUAAAUUCUGCCUUAAACAACACCUUUUAAGGCACGCACAAUGCGUUAGGGACCAAAUUCCCAGUCAAGCUAAUUAAUUCUAGUUAUUUAAGUACAGAAAUCCAAACCAUUUCAGCUGGUAAUUAACAUUUAAUUAAUAGUUAUCACGUCAGUAAUGGUGUACCUUUGUUUUACCUUCAAAGGUUUCCAACUAACAACGUAUUUGAUUGUUUCAAGAUACCUUUGAAAUGGAGAAGAGGUGCGUUACCUGUAUAAUAUGGGAUCUAACAUAGCAUAAAAGUAACAUAUGUUCUCCAUUGUUAUCUCUUGCUCCAAGAUAAUUAAGUUUAAGUUUUUAGAAUUAAAAAUAAACAUUCGCUCUUGUGAAAACUGUAAUAAAGAUCUUCAAUAAAACCCUUCAGUUAC